Molecule: messenger RNA, 1469 nt
Organism: Triticum dicoccoides
Lineage: Eukaryota; Viridiplantae; Streptophyta; Magnoliopsida; Poales; Poaceae
Exons: 2
Coding region: 193-1128 (311 amino acids)
Source: RefSeq, a predicted model, not a curated record
CCCAAUCCUCUCAGCGCGUCGCCGCCAUCGCCGCUCCUGUUCUACCUCAUUUCGUCCAUGCUGGCUCUCGUCCCCAUCCGCAAUUUCGGCCAUUGUUUUCUGAGGAUUUUGGUCUGCAGUAUGUGAGAGUUUUGGCUGUGCUGUUAAUAAAGUGAGAAUGCGUGGAGGUCUUGAGCUGUUCAGCUUUUUGUAAUGCACUUGAUUACUUUAUUCACCAAGAUCAUUGGUGUGGUGACCAUCGCUCUCGUUUCCAUAGUUUCCAUCUUGGGCCUGAUCUGCCUAAGCCGAGCGGUGUAUUUUCAGCUGUGGAUCAACAGAAGAGGCUACCAGCGACUUAACUACUUCAACGGGCCGUGGCUGACACGGAUAACACUAGUAUUGGUUGCCUUCUGGUGGGGUAUUGGAGAAGUACUUCGGCUCACUUUCGUGAAUGGAGAGGGGAGGUUCACUUCUGACCAGAUGUGGCAAGCAAAUGUGUGCAAAUUCUAUAUCAUCUCAAAUUUGGGGUUUGCAGAGCCAGGAUUGUUCUUGUUGCUCGCUUUCCUUCUCAGUGCAGCUUUACAGAAGCAAGAGCUUGGUACCUUAAACCGGAAGUGGAAUCAAAAAACCAUACGUGCCAUGUUUAUUAUCUGCCUUCCUUCGUUUGUCUGGGAAGCUUGUGUUGUUUUCAUUGGUCCUCGUGUUGCUUCAGAUGAUGGCCAAGCAUCAAAUCUUGGGAAGUUCUGGUAUUCAGCCUCAACAUUCCACAAUGGCAAUGUCACAUGCACAUACCCACUGUUGAGCAGCAUAUUUCUUGGGGCAUUCUACAUCAUAUUGGCAAUUUAUGUGAUGUUUGUUGGAGGACAGAUGCUGUCUUUGGUGAUCAACAAGGGGCUCCGACGGAGGAUAUACAUGCUAAUAUUUGCCACUAUGAUAUUACUUCCCCGAGCUACACUUCUUGGGCUCUCCAUUGUUGUAUGGCCAGGUGAAACAGCCCAUGAAACUCUCGUAUUUACCUCCUUCCUGGUGCUGAUGCUUGCUGCCAUGGUUGGUAUUGUGAUUUUGGUGUAUUUCCCGGUUGCUGAUGCCUUUGCUAUAGUUGAUCAAGGGAACAUUGAGAUGCAAGCGGAUCAGGAGACUAUCCUAUGACUCAGGCUUUGUUAUUUGACUGGUUCUUUAGCUGAUUGUUCAAGGACAAAUUAAUGGCCAUUCCAUUGGUUUCUUCCCUGACCUGCAGAUGAUCUCGGAGACAUUGUAAACAUAGAAUAGAUUAGAUAGGGACAACAUUCUCCUUUUUAUCUGAUUCUUUUUAUGCUUUUCUUCACACACGUUUGUGUGAAGAAAAGUCCUGUAAAAUAGUUUCUACGGAGUAGUGAAGAUCAGCCAUGUUUUCCUUACUGUCUUCUGUACAUUGAAAGAAGAGAUUAUACACUUUCACCUCUGCGAAGGGGCUUAUAUCAUGUGGGUGAUGUCUCCACCAUUUUAGUGUU